AUGGUAAUCAAUUUUUUAACUUGUCGUUUAUUAUCUAUUCUUAUUGGAAUUCUCUAUCCAUUGUAUCAAACAUAUAAAUCAAUAAAAUAUCAAUAUUGUGAUCAAUAUCAUUCUCUAUUAUGUUAUUGGAUGUUAUUUAGUUUAUUUCAAAUAUAUGAAUUGAUUUUCGAUCAAUUUAUUUCAUUAAUUUUACCAUUUUAUUAUGAAAUAAAAUUAAUUUUUAUUUUCUGGUUAACCUAUAAAAAUGUUUCACAAUUAUUAUUUCAUCAUUUUAUUUUAAUCUACUUGAAUAAAUAUGAAAAUGAUAUUGAUUAUUUAUUUAAUAAUACAAUAAAUCGUUUAACGGGAUUAUUUCUAAAAUGUAUUCUAUUCAUUAUUAAUCAGCAACGAACGAUGACAAAAGUCGAGCAAGUUGAAAACCAUGGUGAUCAUAUUCGAUUGAAGACAAAUUUUGCUUCGCAAUCUCGACGAUUAAAUUCUACUCAACGAAACUUCUAG
Molecule: messenger RNA, 498 nt
Organism: Rotaria socialis
Lineage: Eukaryota; Metazoa; Rotifera; Eurotatoria; Philodinida; Philodinidae
Source: the annotation of a GenBank genome assembly